Molecule: messenger RNA, 581 nt
Organism: Humulus lupulus (European hop)
Lineage: Eukaryota; Viridiplantae; Streptophyta; Magnoliopsida; Rosales; Cannabaceae
Exons: 2
Coding region: 11-442 (143 amino acids)
Source: RefSeq, a predicted model, not a curated record
UGAGGCACCGAUGGACACUACUCCAGAUGUUGAGGCACCAAUUGACACUACUCCAGAAGUUGAGGUACUGAUUGACACUACUCCAGGGGUUGAGGCACCUGUUGACACUAGUACUUUGUAUGAGACACCUACACCUUCACCUUCUAUUCAUCCUGAGCCACUAAAGAAAGAUGUUAAGUGCAAAUUAUACAUUGGGCAAGGUGGUGAUGUUGUGGCUCUUGGACGGGUGGUGGCUACCAAAGGCAAUGUACAUGGGAAAAGUUUAGCACCUGGUAACUAUCGCGUGUUUGUUGAUAGAUGUCUAGAUGGGAGUGCAAAACUACCUGUCUCAGUUGGGGAUGAGAUGACUCUUGUGGUUCAUGCAAUCAACAAUUAUGUUGCUUGGCCAUUGCAUCUGAUCAUUACUUAUGAUCAUGAACAGGUAACUUUUAAUGUGCUGUAAAAAUUUUCAUCUUGAAAGAUCCAUAAAUGUUUAAUUUCAUGGAGAGAGAGGGAGUAAAUUGUGUAAUAGAUGGGGAUUUUGACAAAGAAAUAUAUGGUGUGGUACUGGUGAGGAGCCAUGUGCCAAAGGAAUUGACAUA